AUGCAGAGUUAUAGGAAUGUUGGUAAGCAAGUCGAAAGGAUAAUAAGUGGGCAAGUCGGAAGAAAUUCUGGACAGACAGUUGGAAAGCAAAUCGGAAGAGAAAUUGAAGGGAAUGUCGAAAGACCAGUGAUUAACGAGAAAGUAGAUGAUCGAAUAUGUGGUUGGGGUCCCACAUUAAGUUUUUAUUUAUCAAAAGAUCUCGAUUUGGAAGAACAUAAAGAAAACAUAUUCAAAUGCCUAAAAUUGAACUAUGGCGCUGCAUAUUCCUAUCUAAAGAGAUUUGACUCAGUUCGAAUAUUUUAUGCCGAAGAUCUUGAAAUAUGCGAAACAGAUAUUGAAAAAGAAACAGUUCCAGAGAUGUAUAGAAAUAUGUGUAUUAGGUAUAACAAUGAAAUUGAUAUCGUAACCAGUAUUUGUCCAGAACAACCUUUAGGACUUCUCUAUUUAAUGUUAGACCAAUUUAAAAGUACAGCACUACCAGAACCUACAAGAUUAUUGGAUAUAGUUAAGCUAAUAAUACCAUGGAUUGGCAGAGAAAAAGUGUCAUAUCUAAUGCAAAAUGUCGAAGAAAUUCAAGUUUAUCUCUUAAAAGAACCAGUCUCAACGACCGAUUAUGUCAGUUAUUUGGAAUAUAUCGAAGCUUCUACUGCAAAAGUAGACAAAAUGGAGGAAGAAUUAGAUUAUUGUAAAGAACUUUAUGACAUUGUAGAAGAAUUCAAUAUCAGUAUAGCCAAUGACGAAAUGGUGAAUUAUUUGGGUCUUAGUGUCGCUUUGGGUUAUUUAAGAAAUCUGGUUGAUAAAAAGAUAGAAGAAACUGCUAGAAUAAUUAAGAGAUUUAACGAUCAAAUGACAAAAGAUAUCAGUGGUUUAAUAGCUGAAGUUGGAGUUAUAAAGGAUGAAUGCAUGGUAUGUUGUCACAUGCUACCGCAUGAUCGAAAAAAAAACGGUGUCUAGUUGGCUUUGAAAUGAAUAUCGUUGACAUUCCCUAUAUAAUUUUACAUUUAAAAUGACUGCGAUUUUUUUUU
Molecule: messenger RNA, 1025 nt
Organism: Sitophilus oryzae (rice weevil)
Lineage: Eukaryota; Metazoa; Arthropoda; Insecta; Coleoptera; Curculionidae
Exons: 4
Coding region: 1-954 (317 amino acids)
Biological process (GO): microtubule-based movement
Cellular component (GO): dynein complex
Molecular function (GO): dynein intermediate chain binding; minus-end-directed microtubule motor activity; dynein light intermediate chain binding
Source: RefSeq, a predicted model, not a curated record